Molecule: messenger RNA, 925 nt
Organism: Nicotiana attenuata
Lineage: Eukaryota; Viridiplantae; Streptophyta; Magnoliopsida; Solanales; Solanaceae
Product: protein LIGHT-DEPENDENT SHORT HYPOCOTYLS 10-like
Exons: 2
Coding region: 249-872 (207 amino acids)
Biological process (GO): response to light stimulus; mRNA transcription
Cellular component (GO): nucleus
Source: RefSeq, a predicted model, not a curated record
CCCAUUAUUGAUUUCAAUUCUUCUCCACUUCACUUCUUCUCCUCCUCUCUCUUUCUCUCUUCCUCCAUUAAAAAAAAAAAAAUUUAAAAAAAUUAAAAAAAAAAAAGUUUAUCACCUUAGUAGUGAAAACUAGUACUAAGGUGCUUCUUUUCGAUCUGUAUACAAGCAGUUAAGCGCGAAGCUUUCUGAGUAAAAAAGCUCGUUCUUGUCAAUAUAGGACUGUCAUUCGUUCAGCUACCUUUCAAACUAUGAUGUCAUCAAGUGAGAAAACAAGAGAAGUAGGAGAAGGAUCAUCGUCAAGAUCAUCAUCAGGUGGCGCUAUUACUAUAGCGCCACCUGAUCAUCAUCAUCAUCACCAGCCAUCACCACUACCACCGCCACAAUUGAGUCGAUACGAGUCACAAAAACGUCGCGAUUGGAACACUUUUGGACAAUACUUGAAGAAUCAACGACCCCCCGUUCCACUAUCAAAUUGCAACUACAACCAUGUGUUAGAUUUUCUUCGAUACCUCGACCAGUUUGGGAAGACUAAGGUUCAUUUACAUGGUUGUCUGUUUUUCGGACAACCCGACCCGCCCGGACCAUGUACUUGUCCUCUUAGACAAGCAUGGGGUAGUCUUGAUGCUUUAAUUGGAAGACUUAGAGCUGCUUAUGAAGAAAAUGGUGGUUUACCAGAGAGUAAUCCAUUUGCAAGUGGUGCAAUAAGAGUUUAUUUAAGAGAGAUAAGAGAUUCUCAAGCUAAAGCAAGAGGAAUUCCUUAUAAGAAGAAGAAGAAGAAAAAGAAGAUGAAUAUGCAAAUUAAGACUAGUAAGACUGCUGCUGUUGCUGUUGCUGUUGCUGGUGCUGCGACUUUUCAGUUACAAUCUUCUUGAUUGUUAAAAAAGGGGCUUCUUUCACCUUCUUUAGCCGAGGGUCUAUCGAGAAC